CGCAGGCGCGCUGCUCGCUUCUUCAGGGCCUGGUGGGGGCGGCGACUGCGGUGAGCGUUCCGGACAAGUCGUCAGGCACUGGGCGGUCACGCACCAGGUGGCCCUUUUUACUUUACCUGCAAUCGUGGCCAUCGUUAGUUACUUCGGGAGCUAUCUGCCAAGCUAAAGAAGACCUAGGCGAGGCGACGCCACUGCGCCUGCGCUCGUACGUACGGCGGCUGGAAGGGGCCAGAGUUUGUGCCGCCGGUGACAGCUGCGAACCCCACCCUUGCCCCACGUGGCUUCGAAGACCGGGUGAGGAGCGGCCAAGAACCCUGUUGCGCGCGGACUAGGGAGUGGACGCUGCGGAGUCGGGCUGGUGACUGCGGCAAAACCCUCGGAACUUGAUUUUGGGCAAGGAAGGAAUCUUACAGAAGUCACUAGGGGACCAAAUCUACGUUCCUGGUGUCUGCUUUCUUUGCAUUCUUUUUUUUCAUUGAACACCUAUGUACUGAGUGCCAGCAGCGUGUCAGUCUCCGUCUUAGGCUGUAGGGGCGAGACUAGAAGCAGGCAGAGAUGACCUCCAAGCGCAUCACCCAGGAGACCUUUGAUGCAGCUGUACGGGAGAACAUUGAGGAGUUUGAGAUGGGGCCAGAGGAGGCAGUAAAAGAGGCCACGGAGCAAUUUGAAUCCCAAGGGGUUGAUCUGAGCAACAUUGUAAAGAUUGUGCCUAAAGCCUCUGCAGAUGGAUCCCAGGAGCCCAUACAUGAUGUCUUACAGGCCCUGGGUGACCUGCAGGAAUCCGUGACCUGCUCUCGCCCCCAAGAGGUGUUGACCCACCUUACCCGCUUCUGUGACCUGUGCAAACAGCACAAAGCCUGCCGCUUCCUGGCAGCCCAGAAGGGAGCCUACCCCAUUAUCCUGGCUGCCUGGAAGCUGGCUGCUGCAGGAGACCAGGAUCUUCUGCUCCAGGCCCUCAAUGCCCUGUCAGUGCUGACUGAUGGCCAGCCUGACCUGCUGGAUGCCCAAGGCCUACAGCUGCUGGUGGACACACUGGCCCAGAAUGCUGACGAAGCCAAUCUGACCUGCUCUGGGAUCCGCUGUGUGCGACAUGCCUGUCUGAAGCAUGAGCAGAAUCGGCAGGGCCUGGUGAAAGCUGGUGUGCUGCCCCUGCUGACCAGUGCCAUUGCCCAGCAUGGCCAGCAUGCUGACGUGGUGAGGGAGGCAUGCUGUGCUCUGCGCAUCAUGACCUUUGACGAUGACAUCCGUGUGCCCUACAGCAAUGCCCACAACCAUGCCAAGAUGAUCGUGCAGGAAAACAGAGGCUUGAAGGUGCUCAUCGAGGCUGCCAAAGCCUUCCCCGACAACCCCAGUAUCCUGAGUGAGCUCUGCAGCACCCUGUCUCGCCUGGCUGUCCGCAAUGAGUUCUGUCAGGAAGUAGUUGACCUCGGGGGCCUCAGCAUCCUGGUGACCCUGCUGGCCAACUGCAAUAACCACCAGGACCUUGUGAAGCAAGUGCUGAGCGCCCUGCGGGCCAUCGCAGGCAAUGAUGAUGUGAAGGAUGCCAUUGUUCGUGCUGGUGGGACAGAGUCUAUUGUGACCACCAUGGCCCAGCACCUGGCCAACCCCCAGGUAUGUGAGCAGAGCUGUGCGGCCCUGAGUGUCCUGGCCCUGCGAAAGCCAGAGAACAGCCGGACCAUUGUGGAAGGUGGCGGGGCCCUGGCAGCCUUGCAGGCCAUGAAGGCGCACCCUCAGGAGGCCGGCGUGCAGAAACAGGCUUGCAUGCUGAUCCGCAACCUGGUAUCUCGAAGCCAAGCCUUCUCCAAGCCCAUCCUGGACUUGGGGGCCGAGGCACUCAUCUCACAGGCCCGAGCAACCCACAGAGACUGUGAGGACGUGGCCAAGGCUGCCCUGAGGGACCUGGGCUGCCGAGUUGAGCUUCAAGAACUGUGGACAGGCCAGAAGGGUAACCUGGCACCAUGAACCUAGGCUCAGUCUAGGCUUGACCUUGGGUGAGUCGAAUGACUCAGAAAUGAGGGAAGAUCUGUGUCCUGCCACUUUGCCCCCCACAUUCCAUUCCCUCACGGUUGCCAGGUAAAGGCCACAGGGCCGGGGAAAUGGAUGGGGUCGAAAGCAGCUCCUGGGACCUGGCAUCUCCAGGCCAGCCAGCAGCCACAGUCCUGUCCCUCCCCAUGCCCUUUCCUAUCUGAAGGCCCUCUCAGCAUUUUGGGGGACAGAGGGCACAUCCUACUGCUCACAGUCCUUUCUGAAGCUGAGCAGUGCUGUGAACUGGCUUGUUGGGUUGAGAUCCUGGAACCUACUCCAAUAAGUCUGUUCAGUACUCUGCUCCUCUUUUUUCUCGCUUGUAAAGUGGAUCCUGGACACCUUGCUGUGCUGGCCAGGGCAACAGAUCGAGGCUCGUCUGUCUUGAGGGUCUAGCCAGCUGUGGUGCCUGAUAAUAAAAGACCAUUGGAGGGGUCUCUUCUGUAACCCAGCUGAGUGUAGGGCCUUAGCACUGAUCUCAGAGAUGGGUGAGGGAAGGACAUUUGGAGAGGCCAGGAGGUUUUGGGAAUAGCUUGGAAUAUAUGAUGUAUUGUCACCUAUUGCUCUGAAUCAGACAGGCUUCUGAGUCCAUGAUCAAGGUCUCUGUUUAUGAGCCUAUACUGUUUCACGGGGGUUACAGAGAUCAGCUUCCAGCCCUAACUCAGCUCUGUGGCCUUGCAAGUGACAUGACUUCUCUGAGCUUCAGGUUUUGUUUUGUUUUUUUAGUGGGGAAGGGCACUGAGGAUUGAACCUAGGGGCACUUUAUCACUGAGCCACAUCCCCAGCCUUUUAAUUUUUUAUUUUGACACAGGGUCCUGCUAAGUCGCUUAGGUCCUCACUAAGUUGCUGAGGCUGGCUUUGAACUUGUGAUCCUCCUGUCUCAGCCUGCCUAAGCUCCAGUUUUGAUCCUCUUGAAAUGAGGAGUGACAUAUAGCAGUGCACGCCUAUAAUCCUAGCACCUUUGGAGGCUGAGGUAGGAAGAUCACUGGUUUGAUGCCAACCUGGACAACUUAGACCCUGUCUCAAAAUAAAAUUUAUAAAAG
Molecule: messenger RNA, 3065 nt
Organism: Sciurus carolinensis (gray squirrel)
Lineage: Eukaryota; Metazoa; Chordata; Mammalia; Rodentia; Sciuridae
Gene: Armc6
Product: armadillo repeat containing 6
Exons: 8
Coding region: 556-1962 (468 amino acids)
Biological process (GO): hematopoietic progenitor cell differentiation
Molecular function (GO): protein binding
Source: RefSeq, a predicted model, not a curated record